This is a messenger RNA of Aaosphaeria arxii CBS 175.79, 1637 nucleotides long. RefSeq lists its product as uncharacterized. The record is from RefSeq and is a predicted model, not a curated record. The annotation marks the transcript as partial. NCBI's taxonomy places the organism in Eukaryota, Fungi, Ascomycota, Dothideomycetes, Pleosporales. The transcript has a single exon.
CGGCUCGUUGUCCAUCGAGAAACUAUCUUCAACCUGUCCUCUUGCAUCUAAUUGCGCAUGUAUCCACCCCACCGUGACAUUGCGCAAACGGCGAUGGAUGCAAACCCUAACGACGCAAUCAUGUACGUAACCCUUCGACCUCAAGUAGCAGCGAUCCUAACUCGACGAGCAGUGAGACAACCGAGCAAGAAGCACUAUUCCCUGACGCGAACCAAGCGAUUGCAUCAGCAUGUGUAACAUCGCUCACCUACCAGCCGCCGGACUGCAUGGACUUCAUGUCGUCUUCGUCGGAUGAUGAUGUUGCCAGGAUGGAAGAUGUGGAGCUGACAACAGGCACCACAGCCGCCGCGCCCACGCCAGACACGGAGCAAGUCGAUGGCGGAGGGCGCGUGCUGGUCUCGCAGGAAGAGGACGAUGCGUUCGUGACAGCAUCGCCCGCGCCUGGUGCUGGUCAGGAAGGAAGCCGAGGGCAUAUGCCUAGGUCGGCUACCUUGGAAAGGCAGAAUGCGGAUGGCGAAUCCAGACAACAUCUCGACCGCAUCGAGGUUCCUCGGUCCGGCCGGCCGAAAAGGCUGCGCCAGAUCAACUUCCAGUCCUACGACCCACCUCGAAGCUUCAUGGUUCCCGGAGAUAAGAAAACUUAUGUUCAAUGCCCCUACUGCGACGAUAAGGUGGUUUCAAGGAACAACUGGACCGCCCAUCUGCGAGGACAUGGACUGCAGGGUCCGAUAAAGAACAUCAAGUCUACUACAGGUGCAAGGUUCACCUGUCCCUACUGUCAGAAGGAUUUCGCCGUCACCAGCCGACGCAAACAUUACCAGAAUAAGCACCCUGAGCACCUGUCCACCGCGAAGGACGCAAGAGGCGCCGAGACCGACGGUACCAGUGGAGAAGACGACCUUGCUGACGAGCCAGCAGAAGGUGAUCCCGACGCCGAAACUAUUCUCGCGCCCAGUAGCGAGUUUUCCGACCCUGGCGUCGGAUCCCGUGACUUGGUAGAAGGCCUUCUUCAGACAUACGUCCCGUCCAUGAUGGCCGCCCACGAAGAAGCCAUUCGCAACAUGCAAAUGCACCUCGAGCAGUACGGUGAGGAGGAAUCCUGUUUCGCCAGGGAACUUCCGACCUAUAUGGAGGAAUUUCGGAGAGUCAGGGUCCUUAGCCCUUGUACGCUGUGGGAGUACCGCGAGAGAGUGGCGGCCGGCGAUACCUUCGAAUGUGGCACGUUCAUCUUCGCCACUGCGGAGCAGUGCACGGAGCUGCUCCGCGAGGCACCGCUCCGGCUGCCCAUACUGGUGCCAAACGAGCUAAAAGGCGGUCAAACGAGGCCUGCCGAAACCAUGGAACAGGCCUUCCGACUUCUCAGCACGUUCAGAGUGAUCGAGUGCCACGACUUCCGUUUGCCUCCAUCGGACGAGAAAUACACAUACCCGGCUCAGUUCGAGUUUGCGCACUUCAAGCGCAUCUUCAACGACGGGGAAACGUUCCUCAACUGCCUCGACCUCCGACCCGGUAGGGACAUCGGCACAGAGCCGAUCAUCCGGGACGUUCCCGGAUACAAUGUCCUAAACUUCGUGACCGAGGACGAAACGUCUGGAAAGGACAGUCGCAGCGACCCACGGGACCUGAGCAACGGCACU